UGAGCGGGGACCGCAGCCAUGGCCACGGCGAGGGGGUGCGCCAUGCUGCUGCUGCUGACGGCCGUGGUGACGCUCGUGGGCUCCGCGGUGGGCAACAAGGACCGGGAGCACCUGGUAGGGGCCCCGGAGGAGAUCCUCGACCCGGAGAAGGACGAGGGGCUGCAGGAGGCUCUGCGCUUCGCCGUGGCGGAGUACAACGAGGGCAACAACGACAGGUUCACCAGCAAGGUGGUGCGGAUCAUCAGCGCCCGCAGGCAGGUCGUGUCUGGGCUCAACUACACAGUGAAAGUUGAGAUUGCCCCAACAACUUGCCUAAAGCCACCAUCUAAUUUCCAGAGCUGCCCUGUCCAGCCAAGGUCUAAGCGCACCAUUUGCAACUUCACAGUGUACGUUGUUCCUUGGGAAGACCAAAUGCGACUAACGGAGCAUAGAUGCCACAAUGCCUAGAGUGGUUCCCACAGAGACCAGCAGCCAGUUGCUUAGAUUUAAAAGGGGGAAAAAAAGCAAUAACGCAAGCUGAGAUGGGCUUUAUCAGUGUAUGUUAGCUUAACUGCUUACAUAUGCUUGUGCUGUACAAGUUAAACUGUGCUUCUUUCCUUUCAGGCACAGUGUAAUCUCAACUUUUUCUUGUUUAUCAUUACAUUUUGGAAUGGCUGUUUUGGUCUUCCCAUGGCUUUCCUAAUAAAAUGACUGUGACAUCAUAAUUCUCCUUUAAAAAAAAACUUUGUAUCGAUCUUGGGUUACUACUGUAAACAUAAAAACUUAAUUAGUCA
This is a messenger RNA of Cuculus canorus (common cuckoo), 773 nucleotides long. Its product is annotated as cystatin. The coding region runs from base 19 to 447 and encodes 142 amino acids. The transcript is spliced from 3 exons. Gene Ontology annotation, molecular function: cysteine-type endopeptidase inhibitor activity. The record is from RefSeq and is a predicted model, not a curated record. Lineage: Eukaryota; Metazoa; Chordata; Aves; Cuculiformes; Cuculidae.